CGUUAAUUCAUUCUUAAUUUCCUUUCUACCUAUUGAUUGCACGCGUCUAGCUACUUAGUUGUCUCACUUGUGACAACUUUAAUUUGAGUACAACUCGUCAUGCAUGCAUGUUGAUGUGAUGCUGUUUGACCUGAGCCUGCAAGGCGAGUAUGUGAACAAGAUCACUGGCACUACUGCCGGCGACAACCGCGUGACCUCGCUCAAGUUCACCACCAACCAGGAGCGUGACUACGGCCCGUUCGGGAGCGAUAGGGGCAAUGCCUUUAGCGUGCCGCUGCCAGACGGCGAGCUCAACGGCGCCGUGGUCGGCUUCUUCGGCCGCUCCGGGAAGAGCCACGUUGACCUCGGCGUCUACGUCGGCCUCGCGCCCAACGAGCCAUGAAUCAAUCACUUGUAAACGUAUAUAUCGAGCUAGCAGCUAGUUACGUACUCUACCCAUCCAGAAUGCAGACCUCUACUCGAUCUGGAUGCUACGUUAAACGCCAGCGAGCUAGCUAGCUGGCUAUACAUAUGUGUCAUAUGUGUGUAAUGAAUAAGCACGAUGGGAUCAAAUACUGUCAAGGGAUUAUAUAUAUGCAUGUAAGUGUGCAAUAUUAUUAAUAUAAAUAAUGCUGUAAUGCUCAUGGUUUGCAAUAAAAAUACCACCCGUUUGGCUAA
Molecule: messenger RNA, 657 nt
Organism: Lolium perenne
Lineage: Eukaryota; Viridiplantae; Streptophyta; Magnoliopsida; Poales; Poaceae
Source: RefSeq, a predicted model, not a curated record